Molecule: messenger RNA, 1802 nt
Organism: Homalodisca vitripennis (glassy-winged sharpshooter)
Lineage: Eukaryota; Metazoa; Arthropoda; Insecta; Hemiptera; Cicadellidae
Gene: Snx17
Product: sorting nexin-17
Exons: 10
Coding region: 150-1583 (477 amino acids)
Biological process (GO): intracellular protein transport
Cellular component (GO): early endosome
Molecular function (GO): phosphatidylinositol binding
Source: RefSeq, a predicted model, not a curated record
ACCUGCAACUUGUCACUUUGGAUGGAAGCAAUGAACUUUGUAAACAUGCACAUUUCUUUGUAGUUUAGUGUAGUCUGUUGGCAAUAGUUUAACAUAUCUCUUGUGUUUGACUCGUUCCUAGAAUUAAAUUUUUAAUAGUUUAAAACAAAAUGCAUUUUUCUAUUCCGGAUACGCAAGAAUUCAAUGAUGAGAAUGGUUCAUCAUACAUGGGGUACAAUAUACACAUCAAUGGCAUUUAUCACUGCACAGUCCGGUAUAAACAAUUACAUAACCUCAACGAGCAGCUGAAAAAGAUCCACGGCUGUAACAAUGUGCCUGCGUUCCCUCCCAAGAAGUUUCUUCCCCUCUCCUCCGGUCAGUUGGAGGAAAGGCGGUCACUCUUAGAAAAAUACAUCCAAACAGUUGGCCAGACUCCUCUCCUGAUGAACACUGAUGUCUUUACCGGAUUUCUGCUCUCUGCACAACUUGAGUCCAGCGGAGAAAAGAAUAAAGAGAUUCCUUUAGAUGUUUUUCUGAUGAAUGGAUACAGAAUCUCCAUAACCGGCAAUGUCAGUGAAAGUUCCAAUCAGGUUCUUGAGAAAGUGUGCCGUCAAAUAAACCUGCCCCUGAUGUACAUGUACUACUUUGCAUUGUUCCUAGUUGGUCGAGAAGAUGAUGGUGACAUAAUAAUUGUUCGAAAACUUCAAGACUUUGAAUCACCAUACAUAUCACAAAAAUCCAUCCAAGGUUCCAAUAGGCUUGUAUUAAGGAAAAGUUAUUGGGACCCAGCGUACGAUGAUGAGCUGGCCGGGGACAGAGUUGCACUGAACCUUAUGUAUCUGCAGACUGUGUCGGACUUGGAGCGUGGCUGGAUAUUGUGCAACCAAGAGACCCAAGCGCAGCUGGCAUCACUGCAGGCAAGAGGGGCCAAGAAAGAGUACUUGGAGGUAGCACGAACACUCAAGUAUUACGGAUACACACAGUUUAAAACAUGCACCUGUGACUAUCCAGUACCAGACACUCGGUGUGUAGUCAGCGCAGGGUUCAAGGAGCUCAAUCUUCGAGUGACACUGGCCGGCGGGGACAUACGUGAGGGCUCCUUCAAGGUCACACGCAUGCGUUGUUGGCGCAUCACAACGCACAAUGACACAGGAGAUCAGACGGAAGGUGAGAGACACAAGGGUGAGCCGAGCCUGGAGCUGUCCUUCGAGUACCUGAUGGCCAGGGACAGGCUGCAGUGGAUCAGCAUCUUCAGUGAUCAGGCGAUCCUAAUGUCUGUGUGUCUGCAGGCAAUGGUUGAUGAGCUGCUGCUGAAGAAAGUGGGUGCGAAGAUCAAACAGCCAAGUGACUCAGUGAAGAAUGGGUGCUACAACUACAUGAAGCGAGACGGGAGCAAUCACCAGAUCACAGUCAGCCAGUCCAGCUCCUUCGACUGUUUGACCGGUUCUACUAAUGGUCAUGCGAAUUCUCCUACCAAAAACAGUGAACCUACUCUUUCAAUGAAAAAGCUGUCGGAAAAACUGUCUGCUGUCAGUCUGAAAAAUAAAACCCAACCUCUGGUGGAGAACGAUGCUUUCGAGGGGAUCGGAGACGAUGACUUGUAAACUUUCCGAUGCCAUACUUUUGCUCAUUUUGUUGCAUUUACUUCACUCUUUAGGGAAGCACAUGUUAUUCAAAUCUUCUGACUGUGACACUAUUGAUAUUCCAUGAAGACUUCUUUUUAGUUUGUAAUUUGACUGUUUACAGGGUCAAUUUUAUUGUACAUAAUAUCUUCCUUCAAUCUUUUAAACUUAUGAUGAGACUAUAUUUUUGUUACACGUCUA